Messenger RNA from Stylonychia lemnae, 2754 nucleotides. The record is from the annotation of a GenBank genome assembly. NCBI's taxonomy places the organism in Eukaryota, Ciliophora, Spirotrichea, Sporadotrichida, Oxytrichidae.
AUGAGGAUCUAUUGUUUGGGUAAUACUUUAUCUUUAAUUAACAUAAUUAGUGCCGACAAUGAAGAAGACUCCUAAAGUGAAGGAGAAAUAAGGACUUAAAGAGUUUAAGAAGAACAAGAAUGCUUUGAGGAUGAGUUUGAGAGAGAUGAGGAUCAAGUUGAUAAUGAAGAGGAAGAUGGAGAAGACAUUCUAGAGAACAUGGAGAAUGAUUACAAUGCAAACCCAGAGUUAGAUAGAUACGAAGAGGAGGGAAUAGAUGAUGAGCAAUAAGAGGAACUUGACCAAUUUCAGAGGAGAUAAAUAGAAAAAGAGCUAUUGUAGCAGGAGAGGUUGAUGCAAAUCGAUCAAUAGAAUCUCAAAAAGAGAGUUCCAGCGGCGUUUAUGGAUACUGAUAUGAACGAAGAUAUGGCCAAUGAAGAAGAUGAAGAGUCUCAGUAAGUUAAAAGAAAGCAGAACAUGCAGAGAUUGAAGCAACUUGAUAUCCUCGACUUUGAAGAUGUUAGAGGCAAAAUUAGCACUUGGAUAUAGAGACCAGAAGUUGUGCUGUGGAUAAGGAAGAAUUUUUCACAUUUCCUUAGAACUUACAAGGAUGAAAAUCAAGUCAAUGUUUACGAACAAAGGAUCAAUGAAAUGUGUUCUUAGAACAAGUAGAGUCUAGAGGUAAAUUUCUCACACCUUAGCAGAUAAAAUCCGACUCUAGCAAUAUGGCUUGCUGAAGAACCUCUGAGGAUUCUUCCUAUAUUAAAUACAGUUGCCUAUGAAAUAACUUUGGAAUUGUACUCAGAAUACUUCAAUAUCCAUAAUGAAUUAUAUGUCAGAAUCAUUGAGUUGCCUGUCGAAGAUAAGAUCAGAGACUUAAGAAGGCUGCACAUUAAUCAGCUGAUUAAGGUAAAAGGAGUUGUAACAAAAAGAUCAAGCAUUUUCCCAGAGCUAAACAUGAUUUACUUCAGGUGUUAAUGUGGAGAUCUAAAAGGGCCAAUUUAUCAUAGUAAUUCUAAAGAGCCUAGACAAUAUCUUGGAUAGUGUGUGAUGUGCUAGUCAAAUGGUCCAUAUACCAUUGAUGAAUCAAAAACUCUAUACAGAAACUAUCAAAAAAUGACUAUUUAGGAGACUCCAGGCAGUGUUCCACCAGGAAGGGUUCCAAGAUAAAAAGAUAUCUAUCUCAUCAAUGAUCAAGUUGACUCUGCUAGACCAGGCGAUGAAGUUGAGAUUACUGGGAUAUUCAUAAAUAUCUUUGAUUAUAUCUCUAACAUAAAGCACGGCUUCCCAGUCUUCAACACAAUAAUUGAGGCUAAUUAUGUGAAGAGACAUGGAGACGAAGAUAUGAUAAUUCUAACUGACGAGGAUAAAGAAGAAAUAACCAAACUUGCCAAGUAACCAUUAAUCGGCUAGAAAAUUAUAAAUUCAAUAGCUCCUUCUAUAUAUGGGCAUAAAUUUGUAAAAAAAGCUCUGGCUUUGGCGAUGUUUGGUGGAGAGUCAAAAGAUAUAAGCGGCAAGCAUAGAAUUAGAGGUGAUAUCAAUGUGCUGAUGCUAGGUGAUCCAGGCACAGCUAAAUCAUAAUUUCUCAAGUAUGUUGAGCAAGUAUAUCACAGAGUUGUCUACACUACAGGAAAAGGAGCUAGUGCAGUUGGACUUACAGCAGGAGUCCAUAGAGACCCUAGUACAGGAGAUUGGGUUCUUGAAGGAGGUGCCUUAGUUUUAGCAGAUAAAGGAAUCUGUCUUAUCGAUGAGUUUGACAAGAUGAACGAUCAAGAUAGAACUUCAAUUCAUGAAGCAAUGGAACAGCAAAGUAUUUCCAUAUCAAAAGCAGGCAUAGUUACUACUCUCUCAGCAAGAUGUAGCAUAAUAGCAGCAGCUAAUCCUGUUAAAGGAGUCUAUAACACAGCUCUUAAUUUCAUAGAUAAUGUUGACUUAACUGACCCAAUAUUGUCAAGAUUCGACAUUUUGUCAGUCAUUAAGGAUGAGGUUAAUGAAGAGCAUGAUGAUGCAUUAUCAACUUUUGUAAUUAAUUCCCACAUCAAAUCUCAUCCUGAAGUUCAGAAAGACUUGAAAUUCUUGAAAAAGGAUGAAGAAUGCAAAACUGAAGAGGAUUUUAAAAACUAUUAGUUAACCAUGGAAUAUCUAUCUAGUACUCUUCUAGAUAAUUCUAAGCUUUAGACUGAUCAAUCUGAAACAAUAGACCAGUAAAUGCUGAGGAAGUAUAUAAUCUAUGCUAAGAAAUACGUGCAUCCGAAGUUGAAUGAGAUUGAUAAAGACAAAAUAACUUAAUUCUAUGCUGAUAUUAGGAGAGAAUCGUCAUUAGUCUAAGGUAUUCCAAUUGCAGUAAGGCAUAUUGAGAGUGUCUUAAGAAUGGCAGAAGCUCAUGCCAAAUUACAUUUAAGAGAUUAUGUUAGAAUUGAUGACAUAGAUUUGGCUAUCGAAAUGCUCCUUGAGAGCUUUCUUCAAUCUUAAAAGCUAUCAGUUGCAAGACAUCUAGCAAAGAGAUUUGAAUAGUAUAAGACAAAGAAAAGUGAUCCAAAUCAAAUCCUAAUCCACCUUCUGAAAAAGAUGGUCAGUGAUAGAGCUCUCUACGAUAAGUACAUCAAAGGCCUUGAUGACAAUGAGAGAAUCAAAGUUAUGAUACCACUAGACUAGCUGAGAAAUGAAGCUAAGGAUCUAGCUCAUCAUCAUGUUGAUGAUUUCUUGUAUUCUGAUGUGUUUAAAAAAGAAUAUCUCCUUGAUGGAAGAAAUAUUGUAACUCUGAAAGAAGUUUGA